This is a messenger RNA of Cynara cardunculus var. scolymus (artichoke), 2175 nucleotides long. Its product is annotated as wall-associated receptor kinase-like 14. Lineage: Eukaryota; Viridiplantae; Streptophyta; Magnoliopsida; Asterales; Asteraceae. The transcript has 3 exons. The coding region runs from base 1 to 2031 and encodes 676 amino acids. Gene Ontology annotation, molecular function: ATP binding; protein kinase activity. The record is from RefSeq and is a predicted model, not a curated record. Gene Ontology annotation, biological process: protein phosphorylation.
AUGAUCAAAUUACAGAGAAUUUUCAUACUUUUAAUCUCCAUUUUACCCCCGAUUCUAUCUCAGAAUCCCAUUGAUUGCAACCGGUCAUGCGCCGGCGGCGAACUCAAGAACGUCCCCUAUCCAUUUGGCUUCUCCGGCGACUGUGAAAUCCGGCUCAAUUGCACCUCCAACGGCACCGUUUUGAUUGGUGGAUUUGAUGUCCACCAAAUCAAAUCCCAUGAGUUACUCGUCAGCCUUCCGGCCAAGUGCGGCCGCGCUGUUGACGCACUCCGCCUCCUCUACGGUAAUCACUACGCUCCCUUGGCGACUAACGCGAUCCUGAUGGAAAACUGCACGGAGCAGAUGCAGAAUUGCAUGAUUCCGAUGACGAUGUUACGAACCCACCUCGACGUCAAUUGCGGUGGCGUUCAGGAUGGUUAUGGUAACGUGAGUUGUUACUCCGGUGGUAUUUCUCGGAUGUUCAUUGACUAUGAAAACAUGACCAGGACGGGGUGCCGGUUUUUGUUUUCCGGCGUUGCGACAGAGAUGAUUGGGAAAAGCACGGCGAUAUCUUUGGCGGUGCAAAUGGUUAGGUUGGGAUGGUGGAUUCCGGGGACUUGCAACUGUUCUCGUCAUGCUGUUUGUACGAAGAUUGUGUCACCGGAUGGAAGCGAUGGUCAUCGGUGUGCGUGUAAACACGGAUUCGACGGUGAUGGGUACAAACCUAGCUCCGGUUGCCGGAAACGAGACGAUUCUUCUGGAUGCAACCCUACAAAAUACUUCUCCGGUGAUUGCGGGGGAACCGGUAGAGUUGGUGUUUUAGUUGGAGCUGCUGUUGUGGGAGCUUCACUGAUUGUUUGCAUAGGCUUGAUUAUUUGCUUCAUUCGUCGCCGAACCAUUUCAAGAUCGCGAAGUAGAGUAAACCGACAGUUUUGUGAAGCCAAAGGCAUCACCAUUCCAAUUUACGCUUAUAAAGACAUCGAAAAGGCCACCAAUGGCUUCUCCGAUAAACAACGCCUAGGAACCGGAGCCUAUGGCACCGUCUAUUCCGGCAAACUCCACAAUGGCGAAUGGGUUGCCAUCAAACGGAUCAAAGAUCGAUCCAAUGGUGAAAACAAGAUUGAUCAAGUUAUGAACGAGAUCAAACUUCUUUCAUCGGUAAGCCACCCAAAUCUUGUUCGUUUGUUAGGUUGUUCGGUUGACAGAGACGAACAAAUACUCGUUUAUGAGUUCAUGCCAAACGGGACAUUAUCGCAGCACUUGCAAAAAGAAAGAGGCAAUGGGCUUCCGUGGCCCGUUCGACUUACCAUCGCCAUGGAAACCGCUCAAGCGAUUGCGUACCUACACUCGGUUAUGAACCCGCCCAUCUAUCAUAGAGACGUGAAAUCGAGCAACAUAUUGUUAGAUUAUAGUUUCAAAACAAAAGUAGCAGAUUUCGGGCUUUCUCGACUGGGAAUAAUGGAAUCAUCGCAUAUUUCAACGGCUCCACAAGGCACACCGGGGUAUUUAGACCCGGAAUAUCAUCAGAACUUCCAUCUUUCCGAUAAAAGCGACGUUUAUAGCUUCGGGGUCGUGUUGAUUGAGAUCAUAACCGGUUUUAAAGCGUUGGAUUUUUCACGACGACAUAGUGAGGUCAACUUAGCAUCACUAGCAGUUGAUCGAAUCAAAAAGGGGUGUCUUGAUGAGAUAAUCGAUCCUUUUCUCGAGCCUAACAAAGACCAGUGGACGAUUUCUUCGAUCAAUAAGGUUGCGGAAUUGGCAUUCCGAUGCCUUGCGUUUCAUAGCGAGAUGAGACCUUCGAUGAGCGAGGUGGCGGGCGAGCUGGAGCAAAUCAUGGAAGUUAGAGAGAAGAUGAAUAUCAGAAUAGAAUCAGAAGAAGGAUCUAACAGUUCAUCUUCAUAUGUGAAUAUGAUUGAUGAAGAGGAGGUUAAAGACGAUGAAUCUGAUAAAAAGGGUUUGUUUGAUAGCAUGGAUUCAACGAAAGAUGAACGGGUAUGUGAUUCCAGCUCACUUUCGUCCAGCGGAAUACUUGGUUCCAGUUCCAGGAAGUAAAACCCUAAUCAUUUUUGUGCAAUGUAAGGCAUCAACAGUCUUCUAGAAGUUUCACCAUAACAGUGAUGAUUAAGGUUUGUGUCUCAUGUUACUUUGUACGGCAUCGUCUAAAGAGCGGUUUUGUAACAUGGUAUUUAAUUUCUU